Dromaius novaehollandiae (emu) is the source of this 822-nucleotide messenger RNA. RefSeq names its product neuromedin U (gene NMU). Gene Ontology annotation, molecular function: neuromedin U receptor binding. Gene Ontology annotation, cellular component: terminal bouton. The coding region runs from base 89 to 649 and encodes 186 amino acids. The record is from RefSeq and is a predicted model, not a curated record. NCBI's taxonomy places the organism in Eukaryota, Metazoa, Chordata, Aves, Casuariiformes, Dromaiidae. Gene Ontology annotation, biological process: neuropeptide signaling pathway; positive regulation of smooth muscle contraction; positive regulation of synaptic transmission. The transcript has 10 exons.
CCACGUGUUGGGGAGAUUUAAAAAGUUUGGGAAGGGAGAGAGGCAUGCCCAGACUGAAGGCUGGCAGGGAGGCAGAGCAGGACACAGCAUGGUCAGGGGAAACUUCUGCCACCAGCAGCCCCUCGCGGCCGCUCCGCUGCGCAGUGCGAGGAAGGCAGGGGACAGCAGCACCGCGCUGGGGUCUCCGCUGCUGCUGCUGCUGCUCCUCCUCGCCUCCUGGCUGUGUGCUUGCAAAGGUGCACCAAUGCCAUCCCAAGCACUACAAGCAGAUCAGGAUUUGCAGCUGUGGGAAGAGAUAGAUGAUGCAUGUUCUGCCUAUCUGUCCACAGAGUCUCAGCCUCAGGCAUCCAGUGCACUGGAAGAACUUUGCUUUUUGGUCAUGGGAUUUCUCCAGAAACCACAGGGUUUAGAUGAAAAAGACAACACCAAAAGGUUCUUAUUUCAUUAUUCUAAGACUCAUGACUCAGGCAACUCAGACAUCAUGUCGUCUGUCCUGCAUCCUUUGCUGCAACUCGUUCCCCAACUUAAUGAGAGAAGACUGAAGAGAUACAAAGUGGACGAGGAACUUCAAGGACCUGGAGGGAUUCAAAGUAGAGGCUACUUUUUCUUCAGGCCACGCAAUGGAAGGAGAUCAGUGGAUUUUCACUAAGGAGGAUUUUAGAUUCCUGAUCUAGAAAUGCUGCAGGAAUGCGGAGUACAUGGACAUACUGUUUUCCUUACAAAAAUUUUUCUUUACUAAUGUACGAUUCAAAAAUCACUAGAAUGUAAAUGUUCUUAAACUAGAUUCAGUUAAGAACUGAAAUGUUUCUUUACUUUCCUGAA